Molecule: messenger RNA, 3572 nt
Organism: Nothoprocta perdicaria
Lineage: Eukaryota; Metazoa; Chordata; Aves; Tinamiformes; Tinamidae
Gene: RBM44
Product: RNA binding motif protein 44
Exons: 14
Coding region: 44-3061 (1005 amino acids)
Molecular function (GO): RNA binding
Source: RefSeq, a predicted model, not a curated record
UUUUGUGUGGACUACUUUUGAGGAAUACAUAAGUAUUUACACCAUGGAACUGGGAAAGAACGUCGGCAUUGAAAACAAAACGGAGCUCUUCAUUCAGACCUCCCAUCUUCUCUCCUAUUCUGAGAAAGUUGAGCACACCGUCAUCACAGACCUUGCAGCAGAAGUUAACUGCUCUGGUUUUGGCCAGGCAUGUUCUAUAAAUGUCUCAGAAUUACAGUUGUCAGAGGGAAGUUUACCUUAUUUAGCUUCAUCUUUAGAUGCAGAUCUUGAAAUGUGUAAUGAAGAGAGAGCAACAGUUUGCUGUGCAUGUGGAUGUAAAAGGGAGAAAGAAGCUGGGAUGCCAGGAGGGGCGUGCAACGAUAUGCAUUUUAUUUACAGGGCUGGUGAUGAUUACAGACAAGGUGAUUUGAGUGAAGAUUCACAGCUGGAGUAUGUCAGUGGUGACGAGCAAGAGUAUUAUGAGAGGAAUAGCUCAAGUGAGUUCUGUAAGCCAAUGAAAACUGUAGGAAUCAAAGCUUCACAGUUGUUAGAUACGGUUCAUGAAGUUCCAGGCAGUGGUGCCAGAAAGGAGCACGAUCUUGUUAACAUGCUGGAAGGUUGUUCUACCUGUAAAUACUGCAUAGGAGCAGCUGUGUCAGACCUUCCCCAAGAGCUUCAGGACUGUCUGUCCCUGCCAGUUUGCAAAGACCUGAGUUGUGAUUGUGAAGAAGAGCAAACAGAGUAUCAUAGUGUUCUUUCUGAAAAUACACUUGAAAGUCGUACUUGUGGGAGUAGAGAAAGGUCUUAUCCAAAUGUGUCUGUAAAUGAUAUUUUAGAAAAUGAAGAGGUAAAAGACAGUUCUUCAGUUGUUGGCACACAGUUGACCAGAAUGGCUAUAAAUGAAAAGACGGUGGAAAAAAAGGAUAUACGUGUUCAAAGCAUCGCCGUGAAGCAGGAAGGAUUCCCUGCAGUAGCCACUCAACUUUGCAGAAGUGCAGGUGAAACUAAUCCUCACAGAUGUGAUGAAUCCAUCACAUGUGCUGUAGGUACCAGCUGUGUCAGAUGUGCUUGGCAGGGUGCCGAAACCCAGUGUCCAGUCCUUGAAAUUAAUGCUAGAGAAAAUCCCUCGUUUGACCUGGAAGUUGUGGACAUACCUAGUGGCAACGUGAGGUAUCUGAACCCAGAACUGGAGAGGUGUGCAAACUUGGAGAGUGCUACCAGUGACUGCAAAGUUACCAUUAACCAGACUGUUGAUGCAAGUUCUGAUUUCAGAGCUUGCUUUACAACCAGCAGAGCUACCAGUGCCCAGGCUUGUCUGGUCUCUAGGGCUGUUAAUACAGGUAUAACAAUGAUGAACAAAUCCAGACCCGUGGAAUGGCGCCGUGAAAUCUGUGCAGAUGUUGCUUGCAAUACUGACUGGUCUUGGGUGUCUGAUAGUAGAGAAGAAACUUGGCCACAGUUUGCUGACGUAUUGGGAAAACAUUUAGAGGGCAAUACUGCGACAGCUGAGACUUCACAAAUUCAGGAUCCAUGGGAAUCACAAAAGGAGCCGGGUAGCGCUGCCAGGCCCCUGUACCUUGAGAAACAAUCUGUGAAGGACUCGAUCUACUGCAGAAAAUUACUGUGGAGAGCUAUUCAAGCAGAGCUGCAGGUUCUAAACAUGCAUUAUCAGAUGUGUUGCCAUCACUGCUAUGAGAUUAACAAACUGAUGUUGGAGGAAGAAAAAGGUUUUGACAGAUGUAUUAAAAAUGGUUUUGCUGGCACAGAAUUAAAUGCAUCUCUCCUGUUGGUUUUGGAAGAGCUAAAAAAGAGUUAUGAGACUAUGAAAAAGAAAAUAGAAAUGGGCGUACCAUUAAAUGCACUUCCCUCUCUAUCAGUUGAGACAAGAUUAUUCACACUCUUUUCUUCUUAUGUACCAGGCAAGGCAUAUGGAGUGGAUCUUUUUCAUGAUUCCACUUCAGGUGGGAGAAAAACAGACUUUGAAGAAUCAAAACGGCAAGAGAUGAAAACUUCUGUCAGUGCGUAUAAUCCUCAGAUGGUACGUUCAGCUGGUGGCAGUCAGCCAAGACACUCUACUACUUCUAAGACAUUAGAAGACUACCAUAAAGAUGAGGAUAUAGAAUAUGAGUGUAGAAAAAAUGAAGAAAUUAAUGAAUAUUGGUUUGAUGCUAAAGAGAACUUGCCAGCAACGGAUUUUUCAGCGACAUUUGAUGAAAAACAAGAAGAAAAACAAGACACAGAUAGUCUAAGAGAAAUGAAGAUGAUGGAGAGAACCAGUGAGGUUUUUUUCGUUCUUGUUGGAGGAUUAAGUUCUUCAGUGUCAGAGGGCGAUUUAAGAUCAUAUUUCCAGAAAUAUCAAGUUAACAAUAUUCUUAUCUAUAUGGAUUCUGCUGACUACAGAUAUGCAUUUCUUUGCUUUAAUGAUGCUAAUAAAGCCAAGUUAGCUGUAGAAGAAAUGAAUGGGAAAGAAAUAAAAGGAAAGACAGUAAGCGUUGAACUUGUAAAAAAUGCAUCGGGGAACAGAGCUUCAGUUUUUCAGAGCCUUUUGACUAAGUUUUGGUAUGAAAUCCAAUCCAUUAACACUCAAAAUAGUGGUCAAGAUAAAACAUUCCCCUUGGCUUCCAAUUCUGUGAAAGCAUCAGCUGCCACCUCUGCUCCUGAGAAGGUGCUGCUGCUUCCCACAGCUUCUUCAGAAAUUACUCACUGUACCCCAGCCUCUUCAAAAACGAAGCACCUGGAUGUGAAAUCAUCUGCUGAAGGCUCAGAACAGUCUUUGGCUGGAGUAAAUCAAAAGGAUACUGAAGAGAAUUCUAUGCAGAAAACAUCUGCCCUUUACUUCUCUGAUUCACUUGAUACGUUUAUUCCUCCUAAUACAUUGAACUUGAGCAGCUUUACCAAGUUAAUGAAGAAACUUCAAGAAAUUCAUCCGGAGACUAGUAGGGAGAAAAUUAUAGAUGCUCUGCUGCAGGUGAGAACAAAUAAUAAAGGUAUUCUGAGUGGCUUGUCCAUAAACUCCAUUGUGAAAAGGACCUCUCUGAUUCUAAGAAAAUCCAUGUCCAAGAGUGGAGGGAAAAAGGAAUAAAAAUAAGCAGUUUUCUGAUAGUGAAGAAUUGAACGUCUCACUUGGAAGAUUUUUGUCCAUCCUAUAUGCUGGCUUGUCCCGGGAUCAUAAUGUGCUUCUUGCUUGUUUUAUUUCAGCAGAGCUUCAUGAAAAUGGGGCAGCAUUGCAUGAUUUGCUGUCUUAUCCAAGACAAAAUAACUUGAAGAUCAAUUUAGAUGUAUUUUGGGAUGUUUUUCUGUAUAUGCAGAUCUUAAACGGUGCUUCCCAGUAUUUUGUUCUCCACCUGCAGUUGUCAAGCAUUCCACAAAAGGCUUCUGAGUAGUAUGAUUCAAGGAGUACGUUUCAGUGUAAGCUGGAAGCACGCUUCUGUGCCUGGUUAUCACUGAAACACACAGCCCCUGUAAUUCUUACGUGCCUCUUAGUUUGAAGCAUUAGGGUAGCUGGUAGGAUGGUUCAAAGUGGUACACAUUUCAUAAAUUGCCAACACUUUUAAGUUCUUCAGAAAUAAUUUCAUCUUGAUCAGUUUGUAGGA